This is a messenger RNA of Tinamus guttatus (white-throated tinamou), 1074 nucleotides long. NCBI's taxonomy places the organism in Eukaryota, Metazoa, Chordata, Aves, Tinamiformes, Tinamidae. The record is from RefSeq and is a predicted model, not a curated record.
AUGUGGCUGCUGGCGCUUUUCCCACGGGACUCCCAUUCCCAGGAAGGGAGACAAGUUAACCGGGUGCGUUUUUCUCUGGGAAUAAUCCUCGCCGCCGAUGUCAGGCGGGUGGGUUGGAGGGAGUCGCGCGUCUUCCCCCGGCCUGAUCCCACUCUCGCCUCUCUCCGCACAGGGGGUUUCGCGGAGCUGCUCCUGGUGCUGCUGGGGCUGAAGGUCCAGGUGGCCGUGGGCUGCCCCAGCGACUGCGUGUGCUACCCAUCACCCAUGACUGUCAGCUGCCAGGCCCACAACUUUGUCACCAUUCCCGAGGGCAUCCCCGAGGACAGCGAGAGGAUCUUCCUCCAGAACAACCAGAUCACCUUGCUGCUGCGGGGCCACUUCAGCCCCUCCAUGGUCACCCUUUGGAUCUACUCCAACAACAUCACCUUCAUCGACCCCAACACCUUUGAGGGCUUCGUGAACCUGGAGGAGCUGGAUUUGGGGGACAACCGCUACUUAAGGGCUUUGGCAGCGGAUACCUUCCAAGGGCUGGUGAAACUCCAUGCCUUGUACCUGUACAAGUGUGGGCUGAGCUCCCUGCCCAGCGGGAUCUUUGGCGGCCUCCACAACCUGCAGUACCUUUACCUGCAAGACAACCACAUUGAGUUCCUCCAGGACGACAUUUUUGUUGACUUGGUCAACCUCAGCCAUCUCUUCCUGCACGGAAACAAGCUCUGGAGCCUCCACCAGAACACAUUCAGGGGCCUCGUGAACCUGGACCGGCUGCUCAUCCACCAGAACCAGCUGCAGUGGGUUCACAGGCGGGCUUUCCACGACCUCCGGCGACUGACCACCCUCUUCCUCUUCAACAACAGCCUCUCGGAGCUGUCGGGCGACUGCCUGGCCCCGCUGGGGGCCCUGGAGUUCCUGCGGCUCAACGGGAACCCGUGGGGCUGCGACUGCAAGGCCCGCUCGCUCUGGGAAUGGCUGCGGCGCUUCCGGGGCUCCAGCUCGAGCGUGCCGUGCGAGGCGCCCGAGCGGGCGCGCGGCAAGGACCUCAAGGCGCUGCGGGCCGAAGACUUUAGGAACUGUUCG